Molecule: messenger RNA, 607 nt
Organism: Austrofundulus limnaeus
Lineage: Eukaryota; Metazoa; Chordata; Actinopteri; Cyprinodontiformes; Rivulidae
Product: C-C motif chemokine 5-like
Exons: 3
Coding region: 160-468 (102 amino acids)
Biological process (GO): immune response
Cellular component (GO): extracellular region
Molecular function (GO): chemokine activity
Source: RefSeq, a predicted model, not a curated record
GUGGGAGGAAACGACACAUUUCCACUUUGCAACCAUGUGAGCAUCUGUGGGUGCAGCAUGCUCGCCUUACAACACACACACCAAACUAAGACGAGUUGGUGGUCUUAAAGAGAGCUCGAUGCUCGGCAUGCGCGUCAUACUUAGCUUGAGCUGCUGACAAUGACAGGUCUCAGCCUCAUCCUGCUUUUAGCUGUAGCUACGAUGGUGCCUUUGGCCUCAGCUCAAGAUCAAGGUGGCAUCUCAAACUGCUGUCGGAAAAUCUCUCAAACUAAUCCUCGAAAAGAACAACUGACAGAAUACUACAUUCAGAGUCCAGCAGCCUGCAAACUACGUGUAGUGGUCUUCAUCACAAAGAAAGGAAAGAGGAUCUGUAGUGACCCUGAUAAACAGAUGACAAAAACCAGGAUGGCCUACCUGGAUAAAAGGAACUGGAAGCGAAUGGAUCCUUUAGCAGCACCUGGGACAUGAUGUCAACUCGAACACAAAGCAACCUCACAACCGAAACAAAACAGUUUCUUUUUCUCUGAAGCUGUUUGACCAACUUUGACCUUUUGGAAUGUAUUUCUGUAAAAAAAAGUAUAUAUUGUGUUGGACUUUUCAAGUUUAU